This is a messenger RNA of Zygotorulaspora mrakii, 1797 nucleotides long. RefSeq names its product protein phosphatase regulator GIP1 (gene GIP1). NCBI's taxonomy places the organism in Eukaryota, Fungi, Ascomycota, Saccharomycetes, Saccharomycetales, Saccharomycetaceae. The record is from RefSeq and is a predicted model, not a curated record. The transcript has a single exon. Bases 1 to 1797 code for a protein of 598 amino acids.
AUGAGCACUCCAAUAUAUGCUAAUAAAACUUUGCCGGUGUCUCCCUCUUUUCCAACUGGGACGACAAGUAAAAGAUUAAACUUCAAGAUAUGGUUUCACCAAACACUAUUUAGAGAAGAAUACGAUGAUCAUUUCAAAAAUGACGAAAUUAUCUCUCUUGAUGAGAUGGAUGAUUUGAGUUUGGUACCAUCAUUCAAAAAAUCCCCUUCGUGUUCCACCCCAUCUUCAAAUAUAUCGUCUGCUUCAAAUAUUGCAAAAAACCAAGUCACUGAAGACAAGAGUAGUCAAUUUAAAAGACACAGAUUAAAGAAUUUGAGAAAGCGUUUGAAGGUCAAAAUUCACCAUUUCAGGCACAGACCUGUUGAAAAGAGUGUAGAGCUUUUAAAGGUUAACGAAACAUGUAAAGCGUCAACCGUAGAAGAAACAGUUGAAUGGUUUAAUUUGUUUACUGACAUAUCUAAUAACUUCGAAACUUUAUUUAAAGACAAUUUGAAAAGAGAGUUCGAUGUUGAUGAGAGUCUAGAUGAACUCAGAAAUAUCAACUUACCAUACGGAAACGAAAAUGAAAUUAUUCAAAAGCUAGGAUUAACUGAUAAAUCAAGCAAAAAUCACGAAGUCGUGAGACCUGAUUCUCAAGAUGAUGCGCAAGAUACCGUGAUAAAGCACUCUCUUGACAGAGCCUUAGGGAGUAUUAAGAGGAACUCCAGUGAUGAAAUGUUUGAAGGCACGAUUCGGAAGCGCCAAUGUCCAAAAAUGGCCAAGGAAGAGGAAGGGUUUUCUGUCGAUAACGGGAACCCCCCCUCUUUGGCAUCAGGUUUUACUAUCAGUGACUUGGAUUCUGUUGCGAAAGCCCCGCCUCUGUACCUUACUGGACUAGCAAAUUCCGGUGGAUUUAAGAAAGAUGGAGCUCUGAGCGAGACAGUCGAUAGUCUGAAGAUAAUUAAUACAGGAGCCAAAGGCUCUAAAGAUGAGUAUUCCUCCGUCAGCACUAUAUAUAGAAAAUCAACUUCGUCGGAUUCUACAGCAUCUGCAAAUUUGGUCAAGGUAUUCACUAUUCCAACAUUUAGGUCCAAGAAUGGAUCAGUAAAUAUAACUUCAAUGGUCAAAGAGAUUGAAAGCAAAAAACUUGAUGAUAGGCAGCUGGUCAGAUUGGCAAGAACUGGGUUGGUAAGCCGUGAGACACUUUCAUUCAAAGAUAAGAGGUUUUAUGAUGAUGAUGAUUACGAUGAUGUGUCAGUAAACUCACAUGAACAUCAGAGUAGCAAUGUAACGGAUAGCGGCCCAGAAGAUGAAAAGAGUGAAAUUCAUGAAACAACUGAAGCUCGUGUUACAUUUAAUCAAUAUUCGAGUUUGGUGGUGUAUAAACCUUCUAAAAAUUGUCAAUCAACAAAAAACACUGUUAAGUUUAUGUCUGAGCAGGUUGCUGAUAGUCCACAGAAUCUGAAAAUUCAACAAGCCAUUCCAGAACCACCACAAAAACAGGAGGCUAAAUCAAUUUUGAAAAUACGGCCAAAUUCGAAGGAACAAGAGGAAAAUAAAAGAGCUACCAGCUGUGAUAAAGUUGACGUAAGUGCAUUCUUGGAUUAUUUUGAAAAGUUUGAAAGUAAAAGGCAAUCGGAAGGCUCAAAUUUGGGUAGAUUUAGGGAUAGGCAGUUGACUCAUUAUUAUUCUGAGCUUUUUUUCCCUGAGCUUUUACAAAACUGGAAAAAAAGUGAACAUGUUGACACUGACUAUACAAAAAGUAAGAAAGCCACUGAGUUGAAUAUCGGCAGAAAAAUUAUUGUGACGCCAGAGUAG